AGCCUUUCGGAUUUCCUUGACGUCCAGAACCCAAAGUGACCAUCAUGGCUGCCGAGCUGGAAAUACCUGAGCUGACGGGUUCGCCCAACAACAAAUACCUCUGCCUCACAAUUUGCGGCUAUCGCAAGCCAGGUAUGAGUGAAGAGGAUUACCGUAACCACAUGGUCAAUACCUCUGCGCCCAUGACCAAAGGCUUGAUGGUCAAAUACGGCAUCAAGCGAUGGACUCAGAUCCACAACCAGAGCAGCGCUCGUGCGUUGAUGUCUCAACUUUUCGACCCACAGAUGGCGAAUGUUGCAGACUUUGACUGCUUCAGUCAGGUCGUCUUCAAGAGUAUUGAGGAUUACAAACGGAUGAAGCAGGAUCCCUGGUACAAAGAACAUCUAGUAGGGGAUCACGAGAAUUUUGCUGACACCAAAAGAAGCAUGAUGACCAUAGGGUGGGUUGAGGAAUUCGUUAGGGACGGCGAGGAAGUGGAUGGCUUCAAAGAUUGUUGAUAGAUCAUAGCCAGGAUUCUCAAUCAGUAAAUAAUCAUUGAUCUCCAACGAGUUGCCAAGUUCUGAAUGGUAUUCGAAAUUUUGAUAGUGG
This is a messenger RNA of Cryphonectria parasitica EP155, 588 nucleotides long. RefSeq lists its product as uncharacterized. The coding region runs from base 45 to 497 and encodes 150 amino acids. NCBI's taxonomy places the organism in Eukaryota, Fungi, Ascomycota, Sordariomycetes, Diaporthales, Cryphonectriaceae. The record is from RefSeq and is a predicted model, not a curated record. The transcript has 3 exons. Gene Ontology annotation, molecular function: oxidoreductase activity.